UGUUUCACUGGCAAGCCACGAUAAUGGGACCUGUAAGUACUGUGACGACAAUCACCAUUAUCAUAUUAGUUUUUUUUUUUUUGUAUUUUGAUUACAUUUUCCUAAUGACCUGUGAAGCUCUGCCAAGGUUUACAUGAUACCAAUAGUGCUGAAUCUUCUACUCUAACAGAACGACAGUCCUUAUCAGGGUGGGGUGUUCUUCCUGACUAUUCACUUUCCCACAGACUACCCCUUUAAACCGCCAAAGGUGAGCCAGAAAUAUGUGUUUGUGCGCAUGCGUGUGUGUGUGCACACUGAAGUGACAGACGACAUCCAUUUAUCCUAGUCAGUCAUACACACAUGCAUUUGUCUGUACGUGUUUUCUCUGUGAUGGCUGUACGUGUUUUCUCUGUGAUGGCUGUACGUGUUUUCUCUGUGAUGGCUGUAACUGCGUCGUUUCUUGAUGCUCCUUUUCUGUACCCUUCAUCUAUUUUAGUUCUUCCUCCUCUUAACUCAACCACGUCUGUGUGUGCAGGUUGCAUUUACCACGAGAAUCUAUCACCCAAAUAUCAACAGCAACGGCAGCAUCUGUCUCGACAUCCUGCGAUCACAGUGGUCUCCCGCCCUCACCAUCUCCAAAGGUACACAGUAGAUUACACCAUACAAUAGAGUAGAUGGAAGAUGUGAAUUAAACAACUUUGUUUUUGUCACUGUAAGGCCGUAAAAUAGGAAAUGAUUUUUUUGUUGGUUUUGGUACCUGUGUCUGGUGUGGUAUGAGUGACUGGCUGAACUUUCUCCUGUUUGUCUGUUUUGUCACAGUAACUGCCUAACUAAUUUAAGUUCAACUCUCCUUACCUUAGUCCUAAACCAAUAACAUCGAACCUUGACCUCUUCCCUUAGUUCUCCUGUCAAUCUGCUCUCUGCUGUGCGACCCAAACCCAGACGACCCCUUAGUACCUGAGAUUGCCCGCAUCUACAAGACGGACAGGGAAAAGUGAGUAACUAACUAUAGCUCUUGCUUCAGAGGAUAGUGUUCUAUAGGAUAGCAUACAACCUCUUGAGUCCAUGUGGUUAAACAUAGGAUUAUCUCGUUAGAUCCUUUAGAUAAUCCUCUGGGUAUCUGUCUGUAUGCUAAAACUGUUGAACAUAUAGUAAUCUGGACACUUACUGUAUUCAAGAACCGGAAACAAACUAUUUUUCUCUGCUUUCAGGUACAACAGAAUAGCUCGGGAAUGGACACAA
Messenger RNA from Coregonus sp. 'balchen', 1221 nucleotides. Lineage: Eukaryota; Metazoa; Chordata; Actinopteri; Salmoniformes; Salmonidae. The record is from the annotation of a GenBank genome assembly.